Molecule: messenger RNA, 2538 nt
Organism: Mirounga angustirostris (Northern elephant seal)
Lineage: Eukaryota; Metazoa; Chordata; Mammalia; Carnivora; Phocidae
Gene: SPADH
Product: spermadhesin family member
Exons: 16
Biological process (GO): zymogen activation
Cellular component (GO): plasma membrane
Molecular function (GO): serine-type endopeptidase activity
Source: RefSeq, a predicted model, not a curated record
AUGGCCCUGAGGCUGGUAAAUGGCACAGGGAGUUGCUCAGGCCGAGUGGAGGUUCUCAUCCAGGGCAGGUGGGGGACUGUGUGUGAUGACCUCUGGGACCUGGCUGAGGCCACAGUGGUGUGCCACCAGCUGCAGUGUGGCCAGGCUGUGGCAGCCCCCUCAGGGGCCCACUUCGGGGCAGGGUCCGGGAAGAUCCUGUUGGAUGAUGUGCAAUGUGUGGGCAGUGAGAGCCACCUUGGGCAAUGCGUGCACAGAGCUGAGGCCGGGCACAACUGUGGGCACCUGGAGGACGCUGGCAUCAUCUGCGCAGCCUAUGAGAACCUGCUUCCCACAUCAUUGGUGAUAUCAGCAGCUCAACACCCACCUUCUUCUGGACCUCCAGGAGGCUGGGCCCCCGUGCGGCUGGUAGGUGGCCAUGGAAGAUGCGCAGGCCGUGUGGAACUCUUCUACCAGGGAGUCUGGGGGACCGUGUGUGAUGACCUCUGGGACCUGCCAGAAGCAAACAUCAUCUGCAGGCAGCUGGGGUGUGGCUGGGCCAUUUUAGCCCCAGGUGAGGCCCACUUUGGGGAAGGCUCUGGGAAGAUCCUCCUUGACAACGUGCACUGUGGGGGAGAUGAACAGCACCUGGAGGAGUGCUCCCACAUCGGCUGGUUUUCCCACAAUUGUGGGCACGGAGAAGAUGCUGGCGUGAUCUGUUCAGAUCGCCCACUGGCUGUCAUAGCAGGAACAAUGGCCACAGAAAAAUCUAGGUGUGGCAGAGUAAUUACCAACUCAUCUGGAGCUAUUAGGAAUCCCCCACAGAACGAAAUGCAUAACAACAUAACCUGUGUGUGGGAAAUCAAGGCUAAUGCAUCUGAUCACAUAUUGCUGGCAUUUCCAUAUCUUAACCUAGAUUGCACCAAUGAAUAUUUUGAAAUCCUGGACGGCCCUCCAUCCUCAACAAAGUCCCUGGGGAAGACCUGCUCUGGGUCCUACCUCACCUACUCGUCCUCCUCCAGCUCACUGACCCUCGUGUACUUCCGAAGCUUCAACAACAUAGGGAAAAACUUCGUUGCUUAUUAUUAUUCUGCAGCCAAAGAGGCAAGUUCAAGGACCCCACAUCUAAUCACAAUCCCAACAGCAACACCCAGGACAGUGACAGCAAGACCAGAGCUCAACCAGCUCAUGGGCAAUGUGCAGUGUCUCUAGAAGACAAUGAUCACCGGGUCUCUAUCUGCAGGGGACUGGCCAGAGCUGCGGCUGGUAGGCGGCUCAGGUCGGUGCUCAGGACGCGUGGAGGUCCUCCACCAGGGGGCCUGGGGCACCGUGUGUGAUGACCUCUGGGACCUGAACGAAGCCGAGGUCGUGUGCCGACAGCUGGGGUGCGGACGGGCCCUGUCCGCCCUGGGGAAGGCCCACUUCGGCCCGGGCUCUGGAAACAUCUUCCUGGACAACCUGCAGUGCUCUGGGGUGGAGCUCCACCUGGGCCAGUGUGCCCACUCGGGCUGGUCGGAGCACAACUGUGGCCACCACGAGGAUGCCGGCAUCAUCUGCUCAGAUGCAGAAGAGCUGCCUCCUCCCACACCUCCAGGUAUGUCCAUAUUUUUUUCUAGUCCAGACAACUUUCCAAUAAUAAUAAUAUCAAAUUUACUUGCAAAUGCUAAGAAACAGACCACCAGGUGGGGAAGUAGCGCCUGCGGAGGGGUCUUGUCAAGUCUCUCUGGAUCCUUUUCCAGUCCACUGUACCCGGAAAGCUACCCGACGGACAUCCAGUGUGUUUGGGAGAUUCAUGUGGAUAAAAAAUUCCGCAUAGAACUCAUGAUUCCAACUUUGAACCUGGAGGAUAUCCUUGGAUGCCCCUACGACUCCGUUGAAAUCUUCGAUGGCCCCAGGAUUGCCUCGCUGUUCAUGGGGAAGUUCUGUGCCUCAACAGCUGUGAUAUUUUUCUCCUCCUCAGACAUCAUGACCGUGGUGUUCCGAAGUGAUUCUAUGAUCACCAACACUGGCUUUUAUGCUCUGUUCAACGCAAUUCCACAGGGCGAAGGGGAGUCAGAAGAUGGACCCCAGCUGCGGCUGGUGGGCGGAUCUGGACGGUGCUCAGGACGCGUGGAGGUCCUCCACCAGGGGGCCUGGGGCACCGUGUGCGAUGACCUCUGGGACCUGAAUGAAGCCCAGGUGGUGUGCCAACAGCUGGGGUGCGGACGAGCCGUUGCAGCCCCUGGAAAGGCUCACUUUGGCCCCGGCUCCGGAAACAUCCUCCUGGAUAACAUUCAGUGUUCAGGAAGCGAGAACCACCUUGGCCAGUGCCCUAGCUCCGGCUGGUUGGACCACAAUUGUGGCCACCAUGAGGAUGCAGGUGUCAUCUGCUCAGACAGCUCUGUGCCAAGUCCCACUUGCGAUCUAGGAAGUAACUCUUGUGGGGGAGUAAUUUCAAGCCUCUUGGGCUCCUUCUCCAGUCCUUGGUAUCCAACGAACUACCCCACUGACGUGGAGUGUAUCUGGGUGAUACAUGUGGCUGAGAAGUUCCACAUAGAACUGGCGAUCCCAAGCCUGAAGUAA